AUGUGCGGGCCAAGCCAUGCAGCUACCAUGGCGGACCCUGCAUGGCCGCCGAAAUCUCCCCGCGAUGCCCUCCUCAGCUCGCCGGGAGGACGAAGGAAAUACGAAGACAUGCAACAGCGCCGACAGCUGCUUUCCUCCCCAUUGAAACGCUCCAACACAACACCCAACUUCCGAUCGAAAGCCGAUCAAAUUCUGGACGAGGGCUUAGAUGAAGACGACAGCGAAGAAGACGAAGAGACGCUGCAGCUGAAGCUCGCGGAGAUACAGGCUCGCCUCAAGUUGAAGCAGCUACAAAAGAGUCGAGGUAGAUCCGGGACUGCAAGCUCACACACAGAAGAUGGGGAGGAGAGGCGCGUGCGUCCUUCUUCUGGUAUCAUACGGUCCCAGAGUCACACCUUGAUCCCUAAAAGCCCCCAAGCAGUGUCACGCAAGGCACCAACGGAUAGUGUUCAAGUACCAUUAUCGCCAACGCGACGAGAAGAUCCCGCUCCGGCACCAUGGUCCCCACAGAGAUACAAGAUGGGCAUUGACAAGGGUUGGACAGCUGCCGAUGUCUCUCUCAAACGGCCCCCGCGACCAACGAGUCAACUCGGAACUCGAAGCAAUGCCAUGUUGCGAUCAAGUGAUGUGUUCUCAGGAAGACCCCAGACCUCACCGAGCAGUGGAGGUUUGAAUCGGAUCAAAAGUUUCAGCGAGCGAAUGGCUGAAGGCCGAGCGGCUGAGAAGCUCCGUAUGGAGAAGGCUGAGAAGGCGGAGAGAGUCAAGGCAGGCCGAAGCUCAGGCUUCCAAGUGGAUAGUUCCGAAAUUGAGGCGUUCAAGACGGCGGCUGCAAAAGAACAGCCUUCGACCCCGUCUUCUCUGAGUCGAGCGCCGCAAGCGCCAAGUUUCAGUCGUGAGGAUAUCCUCAGAUCUAUGGGAACAUCUCAUUCUGGCAUGAUAAAGCGCAGCCAAACAACACCCAACGUCAAAAACAGUAAAGGCCUUACCAAAGCCUCAUCAGAUAAGACGUCUGACGGAACUGAACAAAGAGGAAGCACACCAGACCCGUCCAAAUUCGAGUCUUAUUCUGGGCUCCAUCUGUCGAAUCGCAUCCUUCCACACUCAUUCUUGAGCCGCAGUCUGGCCGAUAAGACAACUCUCAAGAUCCCUGAUCUACUCAAGACAGUCAAAGCCCCUGCUUUUGAACUCCCAGAAGAAAUAGAUGGGGACUUUGUGGUAUUUGGAAUUGUCGCGUCGAAGUCUGAUACCAAGCAGACCAAGGAUUCAGGAAAGACUACCACCAAGACAGCCGACCCUUAUGAUGAUGGGAUGAAUAAUACCAACAGCUACAUGGUCAUGACAUUGACCGAUCUUGAGUGGACCAUUGACUUGUUCCUUUUCGAUACAGCAUUUCCUCGAUACUACAAAAUAUCAGAGGGCACUCUCGUCGCGAUCUUGAACCCAACUAUCAUGCCUCCCCCCAGGCAUAAGCUUGAUACCAAUCGGUUCAGUUUGGCUUUGUCCUCGUCGGAUGACAAGGUUCUCGAGAUAGGAAAAUCCCAAGAUAUUGGCUUUUGCAAGUCUGUCAGAAAGGAUGGGAAAACAUGCGAGUCUUGGGUGGAUGCUCGAAAGACCGAAUUUUGUGAUUUCCAUGUGGAUCUUCAAGUGCGCCGCACUCAGGGUGCGCGUUCUGGUGUCAACAGCGGUACGGGUAUGUUCGGUGCAGGCGGCAAAUUGGGCUCCCGUACUGGCGUUUGGCAAGAGUCGAAAGGCCGUGGUCGAGGUUCGCGCUUUGAAGGCUCAGAUGGAUCCAGGUCAGAUGGCAAAUUGAAGGCAGAGGGUGCCCAGUAUCACAUGGGCACCCAAUCUGUCUACUACGUCGCUCCUGGACCCAGGAAUGGGGGAGCCGAUCGCGUCUCAUUCAAUCCCGCUGCAGGACACUCGGCCGCAAGGCUGUUGGAUGCCAACGACGAUCCUUUCAUUGCGGCUGGCAUGAUGGGCCGUGGCAUGGAGAACAAGGAAGAACGAAUGAGAAGACGCCUGGCAGCUCAGCAGCGUGAGCGUGAUAUCACUCGAAAACUUGUUGCUGGCCGCUCGGGUGGUGUCGGUGCAGAUUAUCUCCGGACGCGCACUGCCAAUGAAAACCCAGCCGAUGGUGAAAGCAAGGAGAAAAUACCGGGGACUCCAUCAACCCCGAAGGCAUUACCCUCGAGUCAGAGUUUGAACUUUGUCACCUAUGGCAAGGCUAACAAUGUUCGCCUCAGCCCUAUGAAACGAGCUCAUGAUGGUGACAAACCUCAUGGCAGUGGUGUCAAGAAGACCCGGUUUAUCACCUCUAAAGGAAUCAGAGAAGCCGGUCGAGAUAGCUUGGGUGGGGAUGCUACACCCGGGCGACGAAUACUGUCGGACGAUGAUGAAGAAGAUGACUUGGAAUUGAUUUAA
Molecule: messenger RNA, 2421 nt
Organism: Penicillium brasilianum
Lineage: Eukaryota; Fungi; Ascomycota; Eurotiomycetes; Eurotiales; Aspergillaceae
Source: the annotation of a GenBank genome assembly